AUGCAGUUUAUUUCAAUCAUCAGCGCUCUGUCCCUUGUAGCUGGCUCGCAUGCUUGGGCCGGCGAUGGCAAGGGAGAUUGGGUGGCUAACAACAACUGGUAUACGUGGAAGAAACUAGAAAAUGGCGGCAACUUGAGAGUACACGAAGCAUGCACCAUCAGGAACAGGAAUGAUUAUGUUUUUGAGAACAGCGAACCAUGCUCGUACUGGACAAAUGCUCAGGGUGGCCGGUUCAAAGGACAUUGCACGCGCCGCAAGUCAGGCAAAGACAUUCUCGUUGGGUGCUACUGA
This is a messenger RNA of Clonostachys byssicola, 291 nucleotides long. The record is from the annotation of a GenBank genome assembly. NCBI's taxonomy places the organism in Eukaryota, Fungi, Ascomycota, Sordariomycetes, Hypocreales, Bionectriaceae.